CUGAACUACCGCCUGGACCUGCCGCGCGAGGAGGCGGAGCGCGGCGCGCUCGUCGGCGGCCUCGACGCGCUCCUCGAGCACGACCAGCUCCGGAGGGAGCGCGCGGCGGGCCGGGCCUUCGGCGGCUUCCUCGAGGGGCCCGUCGCCUUCGCUCCGACCUUCAAGUUCGACAAGCGCUCAAACCGCUACGACUCGUCGAAGAAGAUGCGCGUGCCGAGCUGGACGGACCGCGUGUUGUACACGCCGCGCGCGCCCGCGGCGACGCGGGGCCGGCGGCCGGAGCUGAUGCUCGCGUCCUACGACGCCGUCGACGCCGCGACGCACUCGGACCACCGGCCCGUCGUCGCGACCUUCCGCCUCUCGCCGGGGGCUAAGAGGUAG
Molecule: messenger RNA, 381 nt
Organism: Aureococcus anophagefferens
Lineage: Eukaryota; Pelagophyceae; Pelagomonadales; Pelagomonadaceae
Exons: 1
Biological process (GO): phosphatidylinositol dephosphorylation
Source: RefSeq, a predicted model, not a curated record